Molecule: messenger RNA, 522 nt
Organism: Phaeodactylum tricornutum CCAP 1055/1
Lineage: Eukaryota; Bacillariophyta; Bacillariophyceae; Surirellales; Neidiaceae
Exons: 7
Coding region: 1-522 (173 amino acids)
Biological process (GO): protein folding; protein peptidyl-prolyl isomerization
Molecular function (GO): peptidyl-prolyl cis-trans isomerase activity
Source: RefSeq, a predicted model, not a curated record
AUGAGUCAGAAUCCGGUCGUGUUCUUUGAUGUUACCAUAGGCGGAUCGGCAAAGGGUCGGAUAGAAAUGGAGCUCAGAGCAGAUGUUGUCCCCAAGACGGCUGAAAAUUUUAGGUGCCUCUGUACGGGCGAGAAGGGUAUCGGAAAAUUGGGGAAGCCUCUGCAUUUUAAGGGAUCAGCUUUUCAUCGUGUGAUACCAAACUUUAUGGCCCAAGGCGGUGACUUCACUCGUGGAAAUGGCACCGGCGGGGAGUCGAUUUACGGUUCCAAGUUUGCGGAUGAGAACUUUACUCUUAAACACACUGGGGCAGGUACUUUAAGUAUGGCAAAUGCCGGACCGAACACAAACGGUUCCCAGUUUUUUCUUUGCACGGCCGAGACGCCUUGGUUGGACGGGAAACAUGUUGUAUUCGGCAAGGUUGUGUCGGGACAAGAUGUGGUCAGCGCCAUUGAGCAAGUAGGAAACGAAUCAGGCAAAACUCGCGUUCCAGUCAUUAUUGCGGAUAGUGGACAGCUACGCUAA